GUCGAUAAUUUCGCUUGAAAACACUAAUUAGCGGUGAAAAAAUUUGUUUAAAAUGGAAAUUUGAAGAUUAUUUAUAUCGAGAUAUAUAUCAAGCAAAAAUAUAAUUUUACAUCAAAAAAAGUUAUCUAUUUGUUAGGAACGAUAAUAGACAACAGAGCAGUUAGCUCUUAUUUGAACAAUGUUACUUAAAAAAUUGCUACUAACCGUGGCAUUAUUGUUUUGUGUAUGCAAGUUAACUCUAUCAAGACCAACGCACAUUGAGGCAAGCGAUAUUAUUAAAGCAAUUCAUGACAUUGAUAAUAUUAUGAACGACAGAAGUGAUGAAAGUGACGAUUCUGAUGACGAUGAUGAAACAGAUGACGAUUCACUGUCUCAAAGAGAUGAGAUAAAGAACACAACGGCUAAUGCUGGUGUUGCUGCAAAUAAAACAACAGCUGAAUCCGUACCAGAACCAGGAAAGGAUAAACCUAAAAACGAAACAUCCUCCGAAAAGCUUACAGAGGGUAACAAAGAAAAGCCAAAAGAUGCACCAGCUUUAGGUGAUGGACAGCAACUUACAAGCGAGGGAGCUGCAGGCUUAACAAAAUCUGAUCAAGAAAAACCCAAAGAAAAAGAAGCUUUUGCAGAUUCCUCUAAGGAAAGCAAAGAAAAUAAAACUGCUGUUGAUUCAAAAGCCGAACAAGGAAGUAGUCAAAAAACAAAAAGUGCGGAAAAGGAAGAGAAAAAACCAGAUGCCCACUCUAAAAGUGAAAUUUCCAAUGAAGAAAACAACGAAGAUGAAGGAGAUAGUGAUAGCGAUUCAGCUUCAGAGAAUAGUAAAUUAGACAAUGAAGAUACAGAAAAAGAAACAGCUUCUGAAGAAAAUAAAGACUCUGAUGAAGAAAAGGAGGAAGCUUCUGAAAAUAAUGAAGAUAAAGAUAAAGAAAUUGAAGCUGACACGAAUGCAGACGCAGAAAAAGAGGAAGCAAAUGAAAACGAGAAUUCCUCGCAAAAUGAAGAAGUAUCGUCUUCAGAAAGUGCAGCAGAAGACAGGGAUCAAGAGAAACCGUCUGAAUCUGACACAACAGAAGAUACAACACAAAAAGAAAGUGCAGAAGAAACUAAAACUAAAUCAGGUGCAGAACAAAAAGAUGAUGAAGAAGAUAAGGUAAAAAUGUUUUUCAUUUCUCCAUUUGAAAAGCAAACUGAAAAUGAUGCAGAUGAUUCCGCUUCAACAAGGCAGAUCUUGACAUAUCCUGCAACAGGACAUGGGUGGGGACAUACACAUCAAUGGGGUCCGUCUCACAUUUGGAAUAGUGAUUAUCCAUACUUUGCUUACGGAUACAGUUGGGGCUGUGGUCACCACGGGUAUGGCCCACAUGGACAUAUCAAAAAAUCUUCAAUUAAAGGAAAAAAUAAAAAAAGUGAUUUAAUGUGCCGUGAUUAUGUUCUUCUUCCUGCGAUGUCAAAGGCAGCAGUAAUUGCUCCACCGAUGGAAGACGAGAUGUCAGAAAAUGGAGUAGCACGACAAACAGUUGUAAGCAAAGACGUAGCGUGCAACGAUGGCGAUACAAGUUGUGCACAACGACAAGUAAUUGGAAGCAUGGCAGGAGGGUCUUUAUUUGGUGAUGGCAUGGGUGGGUUAGGUAUGGGUUUUCCCGGUAUAGCUGGUAUCCACACAGGAGUAAGUGGAUAUAAUGAAGCUGGCGGUCACGGUGAUCACGUAGGGGGCCAUCAUGGCCAUGGUCAUGGUCAUGGUAACUUCUAUGGAGGAGGAUAUGGUGGUGGACAUGGUGGUCAUGGUGGUCAUGGAGGACAUGGUGGGUAUGGUGGGUAUGGAGGUGCAUCCCAUUUUUUUAAAGCUAAUGAUCAUGGUUUUUCAAGUUAUUGGGGCAGUAGAAAUGUCGUCCCAAAAGUAGAAGAAACAGGCCAUAUUAAAAGUAAAGUUAAUAAGAAAGCAAGAAGGAGAUAUUUUGCUGGCAGUGGAUUUGGGGUUGGAUCUAAUGAUUUCAAUGGAGCUGUUGCCAAUAUGCCUUCAACAAGCUCUAUUGAUUUUGCACCAGGUGAUAACGAUAAUGAUAUUGAAACUCCGACUGUUUUGGAUGGUGGCAGAUUUGAUAGACUUAGCGGUGGCACUCCAGAGCUUGGCCACGAUUUUGGUGGAGUAAGUGGAUGGGGCGCAAUUGGUGGUGGAGUUGGACAAGGCAGAAAGUUCGCUGGGUGGGGUGACACAUUUAACACUGGGGAAAAUUUAGAACAGGUUGGAGAUAACGGUGUUGCCGGUGGAUACGGCAUUGGGGCACCAAAUGGGUUUGUUGGAGGUUACGAACACGAAGAAGACGAUGUCGAACAAGAAAGUCUUGGAGACGUACAUGGGCCUGUCGGAAGGCCGUAUAUGGCAGUUGGUACAGCACAAGGAUAUGGUAUGAGACCAAAUAUGGGAGGACCAAUUGGACAAACCGGAAUAUUUAACGCUCCAAUUGGGAACAUUGCAUCAAAUGAUUUUGGUGGUCCACUUGGACUUAAUGGUGGCAUUACUGUUCAUGGAAAAUAUUCUAAUUUUGCAUAUAAGUCAAAAAUUAAGAAGAAGAAAGGAAAAGCAGCAAGUAAGAAGUCUGUCAAAGGUACUGCUAGACAAGAUAUUGCAAUGCCAGACGAACAAGCUAUGAUGGAUGUUACUAAACAAAGACAGUUAAUUGGUUCACUUGGAGCCAGUACACUUUUUGCUGACAACGUCGGUGGAAUGGGUCUUGGCCAUCCUGGUGUUCCUCAAAUGUCAUCUGGUGUAUCUGGCAUACCAGGAGAAUACGGAGGUACUGGUGGAUUUGGACAUGGUUGGGAUGGAGAGGGACCAGGAAUGCAUCCUCAUGGAUAUAGUAACUAUGGGUAUGGCGAAGGUGGCGAGGGAGGCGAGGGAGGCGAAGGUGGCCAUUUUAGACAGCAAUCAAAUGCAGCUGAAAAUACACCUCAACCUGAAUCUUCUCAACAAGAGUCUGGCUCAAAAAGAGCUCUAAUCUACCCUCAUGGCAGUCUUGAGGGAAAUCAAGUUAUAACGGGACUUUCUGGAGCACCUUUGUCAGGUUCAGAGGAUUUGGAUGAUAACGUACCAUAUAACGCUGACCAUGGUGUUGUUCCAUUCAUGGGACAUCACAAUGUCAGAGUACCUGUCAUUCGUCAUCAUGCUCCAAGUCAUGAUGAUGACGUAGUUGGACCUAUUGCAGGACCAAUUGGGGACGAUGACGAUAACAACAACCACGUGUCAACACCCGUUUCAGUACCAUACACCCGAUAUGGUAACUUAGGCAAUUACUAUCAUCACGUUACAAAUCCUUAUCAACCAAGACAUGUUCAUGUUGGUGUAGGAACCCCAAACGUUAAGGUGGAAGUAGAAACAAGUAAAUCUCAAAUAGCUCGUAGUCCUGCUGUGCAUGUAUCAGCUCAAAAAAUGAGUGAAAUAAAGAAACUUGUGCAUGAUGUAUCUGAUUCCUUGACCAAAACAAACGAAAAAUUGAAAGCAUUAAGAAAAUCGCAUACACCAAAAGGUGGCAAACGACAAAUAACUCCUGCCUUUACACCUGUUGUGUCAGAACCAGCUGGUGUACCAGACAUUAGAUAUCCAGUUCCAGCUGCAGAUAGAUAUCCUCUAGGAGCAGGCUACAUAUGGCCUUCAGCUAAUUAUGGUCAUCAAUACGGUGGACCAUAUGCUUGGAGUAAAUCACACACACCCAAGCAUCAUACUAAAAAAGGUUAUAAACACAAGGCUAAAAAAGGUAAACAUAGGAGAUCCGUUGAGAAGGAAGAAAAAAAGAAGUCCAAGGUGGGAACAAAAAGACAAUUUUUAGCUCAUCCCGGAUAUGAAGGACAUGGCGCUGGUGAAAGUUAUCCUUAUCACGGAGGUAGGCUACCAAUAUAUGGCGUAGGGAUGGGUUAUCCAAUGUCUCACGGCGGCUACGGUGGUCAUGCAGGUGGCUUAGGAGGUGGUUACGGCCAUCACUUAGGCGGAAGUCAUAUACUUGGAGGCUAUGGAGGUGGUUUUGGUGGAGGUUUCCACGGAGGUUAUCAUGGUGGUUAUGGUCAUGCUAUUAGCAUGCGACCUGUCCAUGUCGUCUCAAAUCAUGGCUAUGGCGGAUUUGGUUCACAUGAAGGAGGCUUUGGGGGACAUUUAAGUGGAUAUGGAGGUCAUGAAGGAGGAUUUGGUGGUCACGAAAUUGGCUUUCCGGGUUUACAUGGCUACGCAGGGUUAGGGGGUGGCUAUUAUGGACACGGUGGCGGUCAUAGCCUGGGAGGAUACGAAGGAGGAAUGCAUGGGGUUGUUUCUCAUAUUCCUCAAGGUUUCAUAGGCGGUCAUGGGUCAGAAGGUGGAUAUGGAUUAGUCGGAGGCGUUGGAGGUAUCGGUGGAUAUGGACAUGGCAUGUCAGGUGGAAUGAUUGAAGACCAUGGUGCUCCAAUGGCUCAUGGACAUAUGGGCGGUUUUAGUAGCUUUAAUGGUUUUGAGGGUUUCACAGGCGGUGAGCAUGGAGCGGCUGGAGGUGUUGGUUAUGGAGGCGGUGAUCAUGGGUUAUUUGGCGCUGCUGAACAUGGUUAUAUAGGAAAUCAUGGUUUUGGUCCAGUCGAUGGUGGUGAUGUCGGUGCGGCUGGCGGGGCUGGUAGCCUUGGAGGAUUAGGAGCAAUUGGUCCAGCAGGUGGUAUGGGAGGCAUGGGUGGAGGUAUGAGCAGCAUGGGAGCUAUUGGAGGUAUGGGUGCUAUGGGAGGUAUGGGUGAAAUUGCAGGAGGCGCAGGUGGAUUUGCUGGUCAUGGUGGAGAGGCAUAUGGACAUGGUGGCGAAGGACUUCCAGAAGGAGAGGCUCUUCCAGGAUAUGGUAGACAAAAUAUUGACCAACCUGAACAACCUGGCAGUGAUCAAGGAUCGUUUGCACCAAUGGGCAGAGGUCCAAUGUCUGAACAAAUGUCUGGUAUGGUACCGGAGCCACAACAAGCUAUGUUCCUCCCGCAGGGAAUGACCCCAUACGGUGCUGAUCUAAGAGCAAUGGAAUAUCCAGGCAGUAAAAAAUCUGAAGUCCCAAAAAUUAAAUCAACAAAGAAAAGCAAAACUCCUAAGAAGAAUUGAGGUUUCUAAUUAGAAAGAGUGCUGACGUAAACUAUUUAGUUGUCUUUUCUGAUAGAAGUAGAAUCGAAAACUACGCUCAUGACAUCUAACUUUUUUUAACAUUCGCCAUGUGCUCUCAAUCCAGACUAAUGUACUUUAAAAUCUAUCGAUCUCAUUGAACUGAUCCUCAAUGAUUAACAUCUGGUCACUGUAAUUAUUUAUUGUUUUUGUUUUUAACGUACAAUAUUUUAUUGUGGCGAUUUUAAUGUUUCUACAACUUAUCUUGUGGCCAGCUAAUCUGAUUUCAACUUAGUCAACAACUAACACUUUCAUAUAUAUUCCUUUCACAUUAGAUUUUUUUAGAAUACGUAUUAUACACUUUUAUGUUCUUACAUAUGUGUUGCCUAUUGUUUUAGUGUCACAUCAUCAAAAUUAUAUAUGUCGACCUCGUUCCCAGGGAAUUGUAAGUAAUCCUAGAUAAAAAAAACAAUACCUGAGAACAAGGUUGUAUUUAUGUGAAUGUCUUUGAUUUAUGUCCAAGAAAUCUUUUUGUUGAUAUUUCUCGUUUUUGAAAGCACAUUGAUAACACCAUGUAUUAUUGGACAUAAACCACAGAUAUUUUUAUCCAUCGUAAACAUCAUAUAGUGUGUUACAAAGUAUAUAUUUUAAUAAAACGCAGAUUUAUUUUUGUCAUUGGUAAUAUACAAUUAUACAGAAAGAAAUUUGUUUUAUAUACGUGAAUUUAUCGACGCGCUACUGACUGUGUGCAAGAAAUAAGUCGUGCUACGAAAUAGUGUGGAAUUUGAAGGACAGACCAUCCUGUGGAUUAACCACUAGCACAUCCCAUGGGUUAAACACUAGCACAUUUAAUAUUAGCCGUAUUAUGUGUGUUCAAAACGGUUGCGCACAGCUUCAUUUCGGGUCCCCUGCAGAGUAAGUAAUUUACUGACGGGCGAACCCGUGGAUUUUUCUGCGGAUUAACG
Molecule: messenger RNA, 6048 nt
Organism: Hydractinia symbiolongicarpus
Lineage: Eukaryota; Metazoa; Cnidaria; Hydrozoa; Anthoathecata; Hydractiniidae
Product: hornerin-like
Exons: 11
Coding region: 179-5086 (1635 amino acids)
Biological process (GO): dendrite development; axonogenesis; microtubule cytoskeleton organization
Cellular component (GO): cytosol; synapse; dendrite
Molecular function (GO): actin binding; microtubule binding
Source: RefSeq, a predicted model, not a curated record